Cebus imitator (Panamanian white-faced capuchin) is the source of this 3975-nucleotide messenger RNA. RefSeq names its product establishment of sister chromatid cohesion N-acetyltransferase 1 (gene ESCO1). Gene Ontology annotation, cellular component: nucleus; chromatin. Gene Ontology annotation, molecular function: protein-lysine-acetyltransferase activity. The record is from RefSeq and is a predicted model, not a curated record. Gene Ontology annotation, biological process: mitotic sister chromatid cohesion. Lineage: Eukaryota; Metazoa; Chordata; Mammalia; Primates; Cebidae.
UCGCCGGAAGUUUGGUGUUUGCGUUGCGGGGGAGGCGGCGGCCGCAGCAAAAGCAGCUGAGUGUCUCCAGAUACCCGGAUGUGAGGGGAUCCGCUGGCUCCAGUCGGACCCUCUGCCAGGCAUAAGGAAGCAGAUUAUCCUACUUUGGCUAUAUAGCUGUUUUUUUUUUUUUUUUUAAAUUAAUUACUAAACAUACAUGAAGUGAUAAGGAGUAUCAUUCAUUAGAAGCAUCAUCAAUCAUCUUGAAGAAAAAGGUGAUACAUUUUUUCUUUAAGGUGCUGUGUAAUGUGUUAAGAGCAUAUAAUAAGGAAUGGUUUUGUCUAAUUUUCAUGAGUUAUGGUGGCUGAAACAUCAAGUCUAUCUUGUGGGGCAAAAACUAAAUGGCAGCACAAAAGGAAAUCUGUAUUAAUAGAAUAUUUUAUUGAACAAAAGAGGUUAAAUAAGAACUGCAAACCAACAGACGCAGCAAACAAGGAAAGAAACGUGUUAGCCAUAAGACAUGUUUCAAGUGAAUCGAAGUCCAAUAACUGUAGACUUCAGAAGAAAAAAGUUUUCAAAAAUUUUAUCAAAACAGGUCACUGAUAAAUAACUCCUCCAGUAAUAGGGCUAGGCCUGAAACCAAAAUUAAUUAAAAAAUUAGCGAAACAGAUUGAACCUGAAUUAAAUUUCUUUUCAUAAAAAAACUUGUUAAAAAUAAUCAAAUCAAAUUUUUCUCAAAAUUUUAUUACCUUGUCCAAAAUAAAGCAAGUAUCUUUUAGCAUUCAUGCCAGCUUUUCUCAUGUUCUAGGAAUGACAGAAACCUUACUUGAAGCAAACUAGUAUUUUUGUUGAAAAUGUGUAUCAGCAGCAGUUAAAGUUGAUUUUUCAGACCUGCUCCUCAGUAGUAAUAGUAGCUAAUCAGCAUUCACACCAACUAGGACACAAAAAUCCUCUUCAAAACUAUUCAGAAAAGAAAGUUGUUACUCAGGAAUGAUGUCCAUUCAGGAGAAAUCAAAAGAAAAUUCCUCCAAAGUUACUAAAAAAAGUGAAGAUAAGAAUUCAGAAACAGAAAUUCAGAUUUCUCAAAAGAAUCUAGCAAAAAAAUCAGGUCCAAAGGAAACUAUAAAAUCACAGGUUAAAUCUUCCAGCGAAAGUAAAAUAAAUCAGCCAGAAUUGGAAACACGCAUGAGUACAAGGUCAUUAAAGGCAGCAUCUACUGAUAAAGCCACUAAAUCCAUUAAUAAAAAUACGGUGACCGUGAGGGGAGAUUCACAACAAGAAUCUACAAAAAAGAAAUUAUCUCAGAAAAAAUUAGUACAUGAAAACUCUAAAGCAAGUGAGCAGCUUAACCGGCGAUCACAAAGGCUACAACAAUUAACAGAGGUUUCCGAAAGGUCUUUACGCAGCAGAGAAAUUCAGGGUCAAGUUCCAGCAGUUAAGCAGAGUUUGCCACCAACGAAAAAAGAGCAAUGUAGCAGUACUCAGAGUAAAUCUAAUAAAACAAGUCAGAAACAUGUGAAGAGAAAACUACCGGAAGUAAAGUCUGACUCUAAAGAAGAUGAAAAUUUAGUAAUUAAUGAAGUAAAUUCCCCCAAAGGGAAAAAACGCAAGGUAGAACUUCAGACAGCUUGUGCUUGUAGUUCUCGAUGCAUACAAGGAUCUGAAAAGUGUCCUCAGAAGACUUCUAGAAGAGAGGAAAUGAAACCUGUGCCUGUAACUUCUGAGGUAAAAAGAUCAAAAAUGGCUGCUUCAGUUGUCUCGAAAAGAAAUGAGACGAAGAAGUCGGUUCAUACACAAGUGAAUACUAACACAACACUCCCAAAAAGUCCACAGCCAUCAGUGCCUGAACAAAGUGAUAAUGAGGUGGACAAACGAGGUAGUAUUCUGCAGCUCUGUGAAGAAAUUGCUGGUGAAAUUGAGUCAGAUAAUGUAGAGGUAAAAAAGGAAUCUUCACAAAUGGAAAGUGUAAAGGAAGAAAAACCCACAGAAAUAAAAUUGGAAGAGACCAAUGGUGAAAGACAAGUACUUCAUCAGAAGGAAACAAAUCAGGAUGUGCAAUGUAACCGUUUUUUCCCAAGUAGAAAAACAAAGCCUGUGAAAUGUAUGCUGAAUGGAAUAAACAGCUCAACCAAGAAGAACUCCAACUGGACUAAAAUUAAACUCUCAAAAUUUAACUCUGUGCAGCACAAUAAGUUGGACUCUCAAGUAUCCCCUAAAUUAGGUUUAUUACGAACCAGUUUUUCACCACCAGCUUUAGAAAUGCAUCAUCCAGUGACUCAAAGUACACUUUUAGGGACAAAACCACAUGAUAGAAAUAGAAUUUGUCAGCAGGAAAAAAUGAAAGAAAUUAAUUCUGAAGAAGUGAAAAUUAAUGAUAUUACAGUAGAAAUUAAUAAAACCAAGGAAAGGGCUCCUGAAAAUUGUCAUUUGGCUAAUGAGAUAAAACCUUCUCCUGACCCACCAUUGGAUAAUCAGAUGAAACAUUCUUUUGAUUCAGCAUCAAAUAAGAAUUUCAGCCAGUGUUUGGAAUCCAAGCUAGAAAACAACCCAGUGGAAAAUGUUACUGCUGUUUCAACUCUGCUCAGUCAAGCAAAAAUUGAAACAGGAGAGAAUAAAUUUCCAGGUUCAGCUCCCCAACAGCACAGUAUUCUCGAUAACCAGACAUCUAAAAGCAGUGAUAGCAGGGAGACACCACGAAAUAAUUCUUUGCCUAAGUGUAAUUCCCAUUUGGAGAUAACAAUUCCAAAGGACUUGAAACUAAAAGAAGCAGAGAAAACUGAUGAAAAACAGUUGAUUAUAGAUGCAGGACAAAAAAGAUUUGGAGCAGUUUCUUGUAAUGUUUGUGGAAUGCUGUAUACAGCUUCAAAUCCAGAAGAUGAAACACAGCAUCUGCUUUUCCACAACCAGUUUAUAAGUGCUGUAAAAUAUGUGGGCUGGAAGAAAGAAAGAAUUCUGGCUGAAUACCCCGAUGGCAGGAUAAUUAUGGUUCUUCCUGAAGACCCAAAGUAUGCCCUGAAAAAGGUUGACGAGAUUAGAGAGAUGGUUGAUAAUGAUUUAGGUUUUCAGCAGGCUCCAUUAAUGUGCUAUUCCAGAACUAAAACACUUCUCUUCAUUUCUAAUGACAAAAAAGUAGUUGGCUGCCUAAUUGCGGAACAUAUCCAGUGGGGCUACAGAGUUAUAGAAGAGAAACUUCCAGUUAUCAGGUCAGAAGAAGAAAAAGUCAGAUUUGAAAGGCAAAAAGCGUGGUGCUGCUCAACAUUACCAGAGCCUGCAAUCUGUGGGAUCAGUCGAAUAUGGGUAUUCAGCAUGAUGCGUCGGAAGAAAAUUGCUUCUCGCAUGAUUGAAUGCCUAAGGAGUAACUUUAUAUAUGGCUCAUAUUUGAGUAAAGAAGAAAUUGCUUUCUCAGAUCCCACUCCUGAUGGAAAACUGUUUGCAACACAGUACUGUGGCACUGGUCAGUUUCUGGUAUAUAAUUUUAUUAAUGGACAGAAUAGCACGUAAAAUAAAUUCUUGCCUACACCACUAGAGGACAUUUAUUGAAGAGAAUGGAUUGGUUGCUGACUUUAACCAGGAACUAGGGCCAUUUUUAUUACAAUGAACUCAGGACUGGCAACAACCCUAUGGUUGUUCCAUUUUCAUAAAAUUGGAAACAAUGCAGUAAUAGCUUAUUGUUUUGUUUUUUAAAGAAGAUAUUUUAUUAUAUUUUACAGAAAUUUAUGAUUGAUGUAUUUUAUCUAUAGUUAUUUAGACAUGUUUACAUGCAGCAGAUAAUUGUUCAUAGUGGACUGAAAACUAAUGCAAGGACUAUGGUCUCAGUGAUAAGUAUAUUUUGAAGUUCUUAAUAUGGAAAUAUACCAGUGUAGCUUGGUACUGUAUUUUUUUAUAUUGAUCUGCUGAUACCAGUUAGAGGUUUAAAGAUUAUAUUUUCACAGAGUGAAAACCAGUUUUUUAAAAUUUUAUUGAGAUAGAAUCACACUCUGUUGCCCAGGCUGGACU